This is a messenger RNA of Venustampulla echinocandica, 627 nucleotides long. RefSeq lists its product as uncharacterized. Bases 1 to 627 code for a protein of 208 amino acids. The record is from RefSeq and is a predicted model, not a curated record. The transcript has 2 exons. Lineage: Eukaryota; Fungi; Ascomycota; Leotiomycetes; Helotiales; Pleuroascaceae.
AUGAACCAACCACGUCCAGCAAGAAAUGCAGCUCCUACCAUCAUUAAAAGCAGCGGUCGCCGACGCAAAGUUCCUGUGUACUACCUUAUGUAUGGUGAUAUUAUUGACAGCCCCAUAGAUGCGAUUACUGUGGUUACGGACGGGCGUAUGCGGGUUGAUCGUCAGGCGCUCGCAGGAAAGAAACGGAGUGGAGGAGAGGGCAGCCUCUAUAACGCCGCCCUUUUAGUCAAUUUGCAAACCAAACCGCCUGGAAGCAACCGGACUCUAAGGCUAUGUAUUCACAGAAUCCUACGUAGAGCGGUCACCAAGCCAAGGCGCCCGCAUGACCCAGAGUGGAGCGACCCCAACGAGGAACCAGACCGAGGCCGCUAUCCGGAACUAUGGGACUGGUGGCGAACGCCUAGGAGUAUUGCAUUUGGUUUAAUCGGCUCUGGAGAUCUGGGGUACGGUUACAGCAAUGCUGCAGAGCAAAUUCUCGGUAUGAUUGUGGCGUGGUACAAUCACCCGACAAAGGGCAGGUUAAGAAGAAGAAGGCAAAUUCUACAUGUGUAUCUCAUGAUUCCACAAUCCGGCCCUAUGAGCCAACGACGUCUGGUUAGAAAGGCUUGGGAACAAGCUUGGAAGUAG